This is a messenger RNA of Acanthoscelides obtectus, 1541 nucleotides long. The record is from the annotation of a GenBank genome assembly. Lineage: Eukaryota; Metazoa; Arthropoda; Insecta; Coleoptera; Chrysomelidae.
UUUUUUGACGUUUUGUAGGUUUUUUACAUGAUACCGGCACGGGUUGGUUGAAUAGCAAUAGCAAUAGCGGAGUCGUCGCAUCAAGUACAGUAUUUUUGUUAAGGGCACGUAGAAAGCGAUUAGAAAAUGCUAACCUAUUGGAAUUGACGAUGAGAAAUUACUCGUGAAACCAAGCUGAAGAUCUCUUAAUAGCUGUUCAAAAAUCCGAUGACUAGCAGAAGAAAUAAAAGUACUGUAUCAUAAUAAGCGAGUUGAUAGGGCAAUCACGUGAUAAAUCAGCAUCACCAUUCGUCAGUGCUGGCAUUGUAUGGCCGAAGUUAUUAAAAAAGAAGUCUAGGAGAAGAAGUAGAAGAAGGUGGUGGAUGGUAUCACUUAAUCAAAGUAGAGAAAGAUAAAGUGGAACUCAUCUGAUGGCAGAUUUAUUAAAGGAACCAUCUGGCAGAUUUGAAAACUUCUGCAGAAUGUCCUUUGAAGAUUUUGAAGAACUUCUUCAAAAAAUAGAGCCAGUGAUUUCUAAAAAAGAUAUAAGAUGGAGAAAAGCUAUUCCGGGAAAAGAACGAUUAGCCUUAACUUUGAGGUUUCUAGGAUCGGGAGACAGCUUUAAGAGCCUACAUUAUUUGUUUAAAAUAUCAGCUCAACUCAUUUCCUCCAUAGUUCCAGAAGUAUGCAGUGCUUUAAUAAAAGUCCUGAGUAAUGUAAUACAGAUCCCAUCAAAUGAAAGCGAAUGGAAGAAUAUAGCCAAACAGUUUGAAAAUAUAUGGAAUUUCCCUCAAUGUAUUGGUUCAAUGGAUGGGAAACAUAUUACAAUACAGGCUCCAAUAAACAGUGGAUCUGAAUUCUAUAAUUAUAAACAAUAUUUCAGUGUAGUGUUAAUGGCUCUAGUUGAUGCUGAUUAUAAUUUUAUAUUUGCUGAUUGUGGUUGUCAAGGAAGACUAAGCGAUGGUGCUGUUUUUCGAAAUACAGAACUUUUUAAAAAAAUCGAAAAUAACGGACUGCAUUGCCCUUCAGAUGAGCCAUUACCAGGGCGAAAUAUUCCAAUUCCAUACUUAUUUGUGGGCGAUGAUGCAUUUGGAUUAUGUAAACAAAUCAUGAAGUCUUAUCCAGGUCUACAUUAAAAAGGAAGCAAAGAAAGAACGUUCAACUAUCGUUUGUCAAGAGCACGUCGCGUCGUGGAAAACGUAUUUGGCAUUAUGGCUUCUACUUUCAGAGUCUUAAGGAAACCAAUGUUACUUCAACCAGUUUCAUUAAUCGUAAUGACUUGUGUCCUCUUACAUAAUUUUUUACGAAAAAGCAGAUCAUCGCGUUCGAACUAUUCCCCUCCCGGAACGUUUGACUCCGAAGAAGAUGGAAAUAUUACACCUGGUGCAUGGCGUCAAAAUCAAGAUAAUAUGUCAAGUUUACUCCCACUGCGUAAUAUCCCAAGAAAGCCCAGCAUGGAAGCAAGAACUAUUAGAAAUGAGUUGGCAGAAUAUUUUAUGAGCAACGGAAGAGUAUCUUGGCAAGAUAUAUAUUGUUAAUGCUUAAUUUUUUUUAUAUAAACA